AGCGAGUUGAGGGACGAGCUGUGGUUCAUCGAGUUCGGACGUGGGGCAGCUCUGCCUUUGACCCCCGAGGAGGCGCCAACGGAUGGUGAGCCUAUUGUUCCAUGUGCUCAGGGGCGAAUUAUCAUUGAAACAACCCAUUCAGCCCCACCCCACUUUGCCCAAUGUUCAACUUAUCGACAUGCAAUUAUCGCUGAUGAAGAAUCACCACGUGUCUCGGCAUCAUCACCGGCAUCAUAUUCGACGGAUGUGGCUCGUGGUGCAGUAUCAAAAAAUUUAUUUCAUCGUCAACAGUCGAUUAUGCCUCAGAGUCCCGCAACGAGACCCGAGGAUCUGGGGGUAACGCCCUUAUAUGGUGAUGAGUCUGCUAUAGAUUGUGCUACACCAGGGCCAAGCGAUCAGAGCUCGUAUCCCUCCUCAUCAUUCAUGCGUAAUGGUAGGCAAAUUACGGAAACUAGAAUUCAUUUGAAUUCAACAAGAGGAAGUAGUGGGGAGAGUGAGACAUCUGCUGCUAAAGCAUCAAUACCCAGAAAAGCAUAUAUGGAUUUGAGCGAUGCAAUGGCUCUCCUUGAUGAAACAUGCCCCAAUCCCGAUGCCAGUCCCUCACUUACACCCAGAACCCCGAGAACUCCUCUCACUCCACAUCCCCGAAACAAACGCGCUCGAUCAAAGAGCAGUGAUAAUUCAUCCAAUUACAGUAGCGAUAGAUUGAGUGAGAAAACAUCGGAUUCUGGUAAAGAGAGGGAGAGACGAAGGCCAUUUUUGAAAAAAAUUGGUAUCUCCAAAACUGAGGAUCGACCAUUUUUGGCUAAAAUAGCACCGCGAAUUGUGGGUAAACCUUAUCUUGAGAAAAUUGGCCCGAGUAAAGCAGUUGAAAAGCCAUUUCUGGAUAAAAUUGGCUCUUCAAGAACUCUCGAUAAAUUUUCCUUUGAUACAAUCAGAGAUUUACCAAGAACUAUGAUGAAGAGAACUCAUACAACAACUAUUGAACCAGCAUCGAUUCGAAGGACUCGGGUAGAGGAGUCAAUGGACUCGGUGCUGGUUGUUGAAGAGGAGACAGAGCAGCCUGAAGUCAAUCACAUUGGAAUGGAGAGAAAACGCAGUGGAAAGGGUCUUUUGUUGAAAAUGUAUUCGUUUGAAACCGAGGAUUUGGAUGAGGAUGCAUUGAAUCCGAUGAAGGAGCGGAGAGAUGAGUUGAGGGGGAUAUCAUUGGAUGAUGUAUUGGAUUCUGGACCGAGCUCGUUACCACCACUAGAGGACGUUGAGGAGCCUUCCAGCCCCCAUUUGGAGAGCACUUUUGCUGGUACUCCUGAGCUCGUUAAAUGUCGAGUGACCACAAGCGAAGAACUUGUUUUUUCAAGUACUGGACACCUUAAUUCACCGGACAGGGGAGCAGUGAGUUGGAGCAAUUCUCCCCGAUGGCCGAUCAAGCAACAACCAACGGACUCUAAGAUCCUAGAACGAAAGUUGGACUCGAGGAUUGUACUUCAGAGUGAUGAAGAAAGCAUUCCAAAUUCUCCAGUCAGGUGGAGAGCUUUUAAAGUAUCACCAGAGCCACAAAUUACCCCACGAGGAAUGCCAAGAAAAACUAAAAACUCUUCCCUGCCAAGGGAUCUCGACGCUUCACCUACAAAAACCAGAAGACAAAUGUUGGAGGAACCUCUGGAGUCGGAGAAGAGUCUUGAAUACAAUAUUCAAGGAAUAAAUAAAUCAGCAGAUGAAGUCAGUAGAUCGGGAAGUGAGGAACUAUUGACAUCGACAAAUAGAAGACAAAUUUUUGAAGAGGCUAUUGAAAAAUUUGGUGGAUCGGAUUUCAUGACGACGAGAACAAGGCGACAAGUGUCUGAAGAUAUUCUAGAUAAGUCUGACGAUCAGAAGAACGGAGACUUUGAGAAAUACGAUGAUCAUAGGCGAGGUAUUUCUACUGAUAAUUUACAGUAUUCACGGGAAACUAUCGUCGGUUCGGCGCCAUCAGCAUCCUCUCUCGGCUAUCAGAGUGGCGACUCUUCAUUCAUUAGCCAACGAUCUUCAAACAAUAGCCAGGACAUGCUUCGGGGGGCUUUCAAGCAUCUACACGAGAAAUUCGAACUUCAGGACGUGCCUCCAGAGAGCUAUGCUGCUUUCAAAAUCAGAUCACGUGCUAAUUAUGAGAGGCAAAAGUUUGUGGCGAAAGAAACUACCAUUGGACCGACUAUUCAAGUUGGAAAAGUUUAUGAUAUUAAUUAUAAAGACUCUGGUAGUCAAGAAAUUAUAGAAAAUUCAGGGCUUGGAAAGGAGACAGUGGAGAGGGAAAAUAAAAAAGAAAAUGUAUCGCGAAGUGGAACUGUCAAGUCAGUCCUUCGUAAGCAGGAAAAAGUGGAUCAUGGUAACGAUCAGGAAGUGGAUUUGGCAGGAUCAAUGAGGCGUCCAAUGAGGCGAAUAUUUCACGAACCAUCCCAAGAGACAAUGGACCUACUGACAGAAUUGAAAAAGGUAAAGAGCUUAUUAAGGACCCCCUCUGAGGAGGGAAAAGACUGGGAAUUGGAUUGUCUCAAGCCAGCGCGAAUGCCAAAGAAAAUUUCACUGACUGACAAAGAAUUUUGUCUGUCAGUGGAGCGUGAAAACAGCAUACGAAGGCCAUCAGUGUUGAAGGUUCGUGGAGGUAAUGGUAAAGUGGAAAGUCAUGAUCAAAAGGAAGUGUUGAGAAGGGAGGAAAUUGGCCCAGCUCUGUUUGAGAAGCGAUGUAUGUCUCUGGAUUACGCUGAUGAUGUGAGACCACCGAAGCCAGAAACACGUACUAUAUCUCUGGCUUCAGCGAGAAGAUACGGCACAGAGGAGACUCUAGACUCCUCCGACCCUGGUAACCUGUACGACUCGAAGAGCUGUCUCUCAGACGUCUUCACAACACCCACGGACGAUGGGGAGGAUAAAACAGUGGAAAUUAAGCGCGUGACCAAAGCCACCAACAACCAUUUUCAGGAUGUCGACAUUGCCAUUCCCAUCGAUCAGACAAGCUCCGUCAGUCCAAAGAAAAGGGUGCACAUUCAAGGGCGAACGAGUGAUCUUUAUGAAAUUAUUUCCCCCAGAUCUACCCCCUUCAGGGUGAAAAAACGACUUGGAAGAAUAUCAGUUGAGGAGACAGUUAAGCCUGAGAGUUUUACAUUGGACAAGGUUGAUUGCAGGUCCGUUGCGACCCAAAAAAGGACCAAGUGCUUCCCCUUGUAACCCACGCCGUUGGGCCUGCGAUCGGCGGGGAAAUUGCUCUUUCAAGCCACAAACGCGGGCUCCUUGGACCAUUUUUGUAUUUUCCUACGGUAUUAAGGAAACUACGAUGUUUUUUUUUUUUCGUAUUUUGUUCCACUAAGCAAUAUUUACGUCUUUCUCUAACCGGUCACUUAAAACUGGUCAAUGGUAUUGGAGGAAUAUUUUGUUAGCUUCUGUUUUACGCGCAGAAGUGACUUUUAAUUGUGAAAGAAACUUUGGUAAAUAAAUAAUUAAAUGUACAUAAGUAUGUUUGUUAGGAUAUUACGUUAUACUGAAAGUACACUUUGUGUUUUAUAUAUUCUAUAUAGCAAUUGAUGUUGCUUGUAUGUUAGAGCGAGAACUUGAUAUUCUAACGAGAGAUGAAUAAUUCGGGCUUUAGUUUUCAAUUUUUUAAAAUUACACGACAAAACCCACAAAAUUCUAUAACUCUACUCUAUUAUACUGAUGUAACAACUAAGACAAGCACUUUUUUAUAGGAAAAAAUUUAAUAACUGAGAAUGAAUUGAGAGAAUUAUUGGGGGAUAAACGGUUUCCACGCGUCAUCAUUCGUUUCACGAGACGUUAAUAAUUCUGUCCAUCUAGAAUUUACACAUUAAGUGUCUCGUUGAAUUUUCAACGUUCGAUUAUCCAUGACUUUGAAAAACAAUAACGUUAAAAAUUGGGAUUAUCGAAUGCUGUGAAUUCUUUUCUUGCGAGCAGUGCCUUGUUCAUGGAUAUAUUUAUUUAAAAGAAAAACAAAUUAUAACUAAACACGUUAUUGAAUUCCGGAAGCGGACCGGAUUUUCCGAAAGGGUCCACAUGGAGUUGUGAUCUCAAUUCAAAUAAAUUUUCUCCCUCUUCUCAGUAAUAAAAGAAACAAAUAAAAUUCUACAAUUAUAAACUGCUUGUAGAUUAUUAAUAAAUUCUUACCUUUCGAGGUCUCAACUCCGAUACCGAUGCGUCCGCCUGCCAAGCCUUUUUCCAUUUGGAGAGGCACGUGAUGAUUUCAAUAUAAUCUAAAACAUAAAUAAAUAAAGAGAAAUAAAUAACUAUUGCUGAAGAUAAAUUAAUUAUCUAUUAAAUAAAUCUUAUUGUUGAUAAGUUCCUCUCGUAAUUCGUCUGGGUGUUUAGAUAGGGGAUGGGUACGACAUUGGAAUUAACUAAAUAUACGGAAAGUAAAUGGAAAUGUAGAUAUUAUAAAUAUUAAUAGAUCAAUAUAUGGAGAAAAAAAGUUAUAUGAAACAUUGUUACAGUGAUCGAAAAUAUUUGUAUGUAUCUUUUAAGUACAUAAGUAAGUGAUAGAUGGUAUUUGUUUACGCGAACGUGCCAAUUCGCAAUGACUAUUACUUGGUAAAUAAAGGGAAAAAAGGAGUGGUGCAUUCUUAUGAAAAUAAGAACCAGAAAUUCGCGCGUUGACGAUACAUUGUGCCAAACGAAUCACAGAUACGAUAAUUAUUUCUUUCUGUUCUGUAUGUUAACAUUGAUAUUAACGGAUAUGUGACAUCUAUGGCAUAAGCAAUGGGAUAAUUAUUAGAAUACAUACAACUGAACAAGUGUAAUUUAAUGCCUAGAGUUUUUCGGAGGAAGGACUCGGUUUUUCGCUUUCCUUUUCCGUACGUUUCAUUUCAUUUGGGCAUAUUUGGAGGUGGCUUUAGGCAUAAAGAUGAAACAGGGUUCAAUGGAAUAUUUCAAACGACUGUCCAAAUUAUAACAUCCUCACAUAAGUUUCUUUAACUGUCGGUGGACUCUAGAUGACAGCCAUCCGUCCAUCAUUUCGGCUGUUCGUGUUCACUUGUACACGCUGACAGAAUAAAUUGACCUACAUUAUAUCCAUCGGUCAUGAGUCAGAAAUUGUUAACACACAUUAUAGCUAUUUGAUUUUCUCGCUGGCGAGAUUCGGACAAAAAUUUUCUACAACAUUCGCAUACGACAGUUUUGGUACCUCCUGCCUGAAUGAGAAUAUAACAAUUGAUGCAUACGCUUAAACGAUAUAUAAAUUAUUAUCUCAGUUGAAAUAUAAAAAUUUGGGAGGGGGGGGAAAAACAAUUUUCUAUCGUCCAAGUGGUGUGUUGAGCGUACUACUGUGUGAAAUUAGAUUAAUCAUAAAUUGAUUGAUUAUUCAAUAAAUAAUAUGUAUUAAGGUAAUUCACAAUUUUGGAACACAUGCGGGUGUGUGAUUAAAUGCGAAUAGAGUAUGUACAUGUUUUUAUCUAAGACCAAAAUUUAUUGAAGGCGUGGUAAAAGCGUUGAUCAUCUGUCGCAAAAAAUUCAUAAAAUAAACGUUCAAAUAUGUGGGGGUGAUAACAACUUUUUACACCCGGAGUGACUGAACUACGUUUUAUAAAUUGUGUGAUUAAUGAUUUUAAAUGCUGAUGAAUAAACAAAUGUUGGUAUACACUGUUGUAAAUAAUAAAUAGAUUGUACGUUGUACUCGCGAUAAA
Molecule: messenger RNA, 5660 nt
Organism: Diachasmimorpha longicaudata
Lineage: Eukaryota; Metazoa; Arthropoda; Insecta; Hymenoptera; Braconidae
Exons: 1
Source: RefSeq, a predicted model, not a curated record